This is a messenger RNA of Peronospora belbahrii, 318 nucleotides long. The record is from the annotation of a GenBank genome assembly. NCBI's taxonomy places the organism in Eukaryota, Oomycota, Peronosporomycetes, Peronosporales, Peronosporaceae.
AUGGCUUGUCCGCUGGACGUAGUCGCGCAUCGAGAGCUUCCCUUGUUUAAGGUUGAGAAGUUCGGUGCGCAGCCACGACUUCUCUUGAGGAGGCUCGAGCGCCAGCCGGGGCCGAUCUGUAUCACAUCUAGAGUUGGGAAACCGUGCUGGUCCACAAGUAACUUGCCUAGUGCCCACCCCUUCAACUUUCAGGACAAUCGGGAGAGCGGAAAGCUCACCUUGGCCGACAUCGUCUCGACCAACCUGGAGGCGAUCGCAAUGUCAAUCUCCCGAAACCAGCUAUUGAGCGGGGAGUCGAUCUGUACCUUCUCCGAGUAG